This is a messenger RNA of Haliotis rubra (blacklip abalone), 2304 nucleotides long. Its product is annotated as solute carrier family 23 member 1-like. The record is from RefSeq and is a predicted model, not a curated record. Gene Ontology annotation, cellular component: membrane. The transcript has 12 exons. Lineage: Eukaryota; Metazoa; Mollusca; Gastropoda; Lepetellida; Haliotidae. The coding region runs from base 119 to 1945 and encodes 608 amino acids. Gene Ontology annotation, biological process: transmembrane transport. Gene Ontology annotation, molecular function: transmembrane transporter activity.
GGCACUGGCGUGAGGUGGGCACGUGGUAAGAUGUGCACUGAUGUGGCAAACUGGCGAGGAGUACUCUCGUGUUUUCAGCAGGGGUUAAAGCAGAUAGUCCCCCUAGAAUCCGACGGCAAUGCAGGUCGAGGAACCCAAUGUGGAAGAUAACCAGAUUCCUGACAAUGAAAACACCCAAGAGAGAAGGUUGCGUUACACACUGACGAAACCUCCUGCACUGUCCAUCACCAUUACCGCAGCCCUGCAGCACAUAUUGAUGUGUCUUCCGGCGUCGCUGGCAAUACCUUUCAUUGUUGCUGAUGGGAUCUGCGCCGAGUAUGACAGCCCGAUAAGAACAACUCUGUUCUCGUCGUCGCUCUUCAUGUGUGGUGUGUGCACAAUACUUCAGACCGCAAUCGGCGUAAGAUUGCCUAUUCUACAAGGCCCAUCGUCCGUGUUCCUGCCAGUUAUACUUGCAGUUCAAAAGAGCGACAGUUGGAAGUGUGUAGAUAGUGCUUACGCAAAUGUAUCAACGUAUGAAAACACUACAACACCAAUGAAUGUAUCAUCUACGACUGCCAGUCCUGUCCUUUUGACCCAGGAAGAAAAACUUCAACAGCUCUCCGGCAGCAUCAUGGCGGCGUCUCUUGUAGAGAUGCUGAUUGGUGGAACUGGGUUGGUAGGGCGUCUCCUCCGCUUUGUUGGACCAAUCACAGUCGCCCCUACUAUUGCACUCAUCGGACUUUCUCUGUAUAAAAUACCAAUACGAUAUUCCAAAUCCUCUUGGGAGCUAUCCUUGACGGGUGCGUGUUUGGUUGUGCUGUUUUCAUUGUACUUAGGCCACGUGAAGAUACCUCUACCAACUCGGACAUGCUGUAAGCCUAAAGGCAAUAGCAACACGAAGGUCUCAGGAGUGCGCCUGUUUCAGCUGCUACCAGUCUUGAUGAGUAUACUGGUCGUGUGGGCAAUAUCAGGAAUUCUGACAUGCACGAAUGUAUUCCCUUCGGAUCCAGACCAUCCCCGAUUUCGAGCACGUGCAGAUGCUAAAUCAAAACUGAUACACAUGACACCGUGGUUUUAUCUACCGUAUCCAGGUCAGUUUGGAUUGCCCUCCUUCAAUUUAGCACUUUGCAUUGGAUUCAUGGCAACAUUUUUCGCAUCGCUCAUUGAAUCAGUUGGUGAUUACUUUGCUGCUGCUAAGGCUUGUGAGGUAGAUGCCCCUCCUACCAACGCUGUUAACAGAGGCAUCCUGUUGGAAGGGAUCGGAGGGCUGAUAUCUGGUGCUGUGGGAGUCGGUAAUGCAACAACGUCGUUCAGUGCAAACAUUGCCGCGAUGACUCUGACCAAGACCGCCAACCGUUACAUCCUGCUCUGUGCUGGAGUCAUCAUGAUCCUGUUAUCUGUGGUUGGGAAGUUCGGGGCAGUCCUGGCCACCAUCCCCGAUCCAGCACUAGGUGGCGGUCUCGCUGUUAUUUACGGGAUGCUGGUGUCGCUGGGUCUGUCCACUCUGCAGUAUGUCAAUCUCAACUCGCCACGGAACCUUCUCAUACUCGGACUGGCGUUCUUUAUAGGCAUCUUUGUCCCCGAGUGGAUCGACAGGUACCCCGAUAUAAUCAGAACAGGCAGCAGAGAAGCAGAUAGCGUCCUGAAAGUUGCCCUAGGAACACCCAUGUUUCUUGGAGGUGUAAUCGCAAUAUUACUGGACAAUACGACAAGAGGGUCGAGGAAAGACAGAGGAAUAGAUGCCUGGCAGGUCAGAUCAUGUCCGCACAAAGACUCGAGAGACACUGAUGACACCAAUUCUGGAUCUACAACAUACGACUUCAGUUGUACAUCUGUUCUUUAUAAGUAUCUGCCGUGCUGCUCAAAACUACCCUUCAUGCCGGCAUAUGACGAGCAUACUGGGCGGACCGACGACAACUGCAACACUCCGAUGAUUAUCUACGGACACAGUACUUCGCUGUAACGGAAACUUGAAGUCUGUUUUAAACUUAAAGGCAUUUGGCUUAUGGUUACAGGUUUUGGUCAUCUUAGAUGCUUUGAUGUCUUGUUUUGACGGUUUUAGUUGAGUUUCAGAUCCCGUUAUCUUUGUUUUGAAAGAAUGCUUUUCGAAAUAUACUUUUUGGUCUUCAAAUGGAGGAACCAAAUAGACAUUCUCCUCAUACUUGCGAAUAUAUAAUUAUACAUAUAUAUUUACAUAUGAAGUUGGGAAAUCAUGCAUACUUUGAGACAGGGGAUCAAUCAAUCAAUCAAUCAAUCAAUCAAUCUUUAUUCAGAACUGAAGGCCACAGGCCCAUGGUACAAGUUCAACAGCAGAGUGGAUUU